AUCAGUGUAUCCACGUGUGUCCAAAUCUUUUAUCCCGUGUAGAUGUGUUGAUAUGCUGCUGUAGCUUUCGAUAAACACAGAUUUAACCCAGCUCAGGUCCGAAAUGGACGUUGCACCCGUUGGCAAAGCGGUAGCCCAGCCCAAGAAGAAACCUCGGCGACGAGGACCGCGACUCACGGGCGUAAGCAAGCAGAGGCGAGUAGCUAAUGCUAGAGAAAGGCGACGAGUGGAAAUCUUAAACAUGAACAUCCAAAUACUACGACAUAUGAUCCCUCUUCCGCCCCAAGAUAGGGAACCUUCCAAGACCGAAGUGAUUUGGCUUGCAGUUGACUACAUCACAGAGCUGACAAAAAUGCUGGAAACCGCUGAUAGAUGGCAAGCUGAGCUGGAAAGGGUUGAUGUGGACUCUCUUGAUAGCUCGUCUCUUGAUAGUCUUGACAGUUUAGAGGGCAGUCCACUUUUUAAUUUUGAAGGUGAGGUUUUUUUAGGAUAAAUCUCGAGUUAAAGGCAACUACGAUAGACAAGGAAUUGAAGUGCCAGUGGUUCAUGAGUAGGAUUGGCCGUAAAUGAAGGGGCGUCAAACUUUUGUCAAAGAACGUCUUCUGCUUGCUUCAACUGUUUUGUAAUCUUGGUUUAAACCCUAGGAAGCCGGCUUAGGAAGUAAUGGCUCAUAUCAUAACUCUUUAGGAAAAACAAUUUUUUAAAUAUUUUACUGCAAACUAGCCUUGUGAAUUUCUCUUCCCAAUCACCCCGAAUUGAAAAAAAUUACCGAUCUCAGGAGCAAUGACGCUGAAGAAUUUCCCAAAAUCAUAAACAAUUUUAUUUAUCGUUUCCACAGUGCGCUGCCUACGGGGUGCUUCUUGCUGUACAUAAAACUCAUGAUUGUUCAUGGUGUACUACUGCGAUAAAUGAAAGAAUCCCAUAGUUCUUCAGUUGUUCAAUCUAGUUCUUUCUAUCUGAUGAAUGGAAUUUCGUUGAGGACCGGUGCAUUCUAGUUAACGGACUGCUCUUUUGCUGCCACAAAUAUUUGUCUUCGUCUUCUUUGAGAAUGCGGUCGUGCGUGUCUCGCCGAUUUACGCUGUAAAAAGACGAAAAAUCAAUCAAAAUUGUUUUGUCAAUUAAUCAAAAUUUCUAAUCUAAUUUAGGUGGUUGGAAAAACCAACUAAUCUAGCAGAAGAACACUUCUAUCGUUGUCGGAUGUUCAAUGGUUUAAUUGUCUACGACAACUAUGAUUGAUUAAAUGACAGAAAACUUUAAUUUCUUUUUUUUACAGAAUGUGCCCCAUUGUCUUUCUGAGCCGGACAAGAACGGAGCCUAUAAUUAGAAAUAUCAAACACAACAUUUGAAGAACUGAGAGAGAGACUUUGCCUCAUAGCUUAGCUUCAGUUAGAACAACAUCUAAUAUGUUGAUAACGAGUAAUGCAAAUUUAAUGCAGUUGUCAUAAGUUAAUUGUUAAGGUCAUCAAAUAAAUAUCGACUUUUUGCAUAGGUUAACAACGAUAAUUUCAGUCAAAAUUACCUUGUGGGGCUUGCCCAUGAAAAUCGUCUCCGUCUAUUUUUUACUUGAUAUUCAAGUGUGAAUUACGUUUUAGGAAACGUCAAAAAAAGACACAUAUCGCAAUUUAUUAGAGUACUUAAAGCAGCAAGCAAUUAAGUGUGUAUGUACAUACGUACGUUAUAAGAAUACUGACCAUAUAGACGUCUUCGACGAUCAAAAAAGGAAGACGUAGGAGUAACCUAACUCUAUUUUGUCCUAUUUGGAAUUCAUAAGAGAGGUUUAGCAAAAACGGGUACAAUUCAUGGGUAGAUGUACGUUUAACAAUUGUCAAUAAAAGAUAUUGAAAGUUGUAUAUUAGACCACUUAGAGAAUGCUGUCUUGGGUGUUAACUUUAAUGACAUGGCUUCUAUAAGCCUCCAGUCAGGCAUACUGUAAUUUAUUUGAACAGAGUGUAACUUGACGUAUUUCACAUAACUGUUGUUCAAUUUUCCUCUUUCUAAAAUCCAAUUCGAGUGAACAAUCGGAGAACAAAAAGGGGCCAAAAUACGGUCACACAUUACGUAAUUUUUGUCUUAAAAGGAAUGCAAGGUUAUCCGAAUACAAUAAUAAUACAAUAAAUGAGUUAUUAAACUUAACCCCACAACUGAUAAUGCCUCUGGGCAGGGAACAACGUUCGAGAUAUGUGUAAUUAUUUAACUAGUUUUUUGAUUGCUGUAAUGACGCAGUUAAUUGAAAAGUAUCGAAAGCGUUUAUUUGCAUUCGGGGGGGGGGAGGGUUGUUUUUAUUAUUCUUACUGCGCAAAAUCAAUCACUGAUUAAGAAAUAGUUCGACAAAACUGGCCAUAAAUAACAUGUUGAUCAGAUAACAGCGAUAUCUAUCGCAUCUCGAAUUUUGUUAUAAAAUCAACGAUCGAUAACCCUUGUACUGACUUGUGUUGUUUUUUUUUUGUUCAAUAUACUUGAUUUGGGAUUGAGAACAAUGCGAAGGGACAUCCCACAGAGUCUCUGGGAGACUUAUUUUCAGAGUGAAUAAAUCAGUUGUUUGGUAAUGAUCCAUAAAUAGCCUUUAAAUUGACCUGCACUUGGUCUAAGCUACAUUCUUUCUUGAAAAUAGGUAGAACCUUAUACUUUGUAAUCAUGUCUAUCAAUCAAGUAAUAAUAAUAAUAAUAAUGAUUUUACUUCGUUUCAAUGUUUUAGGUUAACAGUUAGCUAACUGGGGACACUUUCUUACGUACUGACGCACUUAUCUAUUAGACCUAUUACAAGAUUUUUAAAUCAAUGACCUUACCUGAAACUAAGUAAGGAGAUGGAAAUUAAUGUACAAACUAGUUUUUUAAUUAAGCAGUGUAUAAUAAAUUGAUUAAAAGGUCGAGCCAUAGAAAAAUAUCACCAAUGUAACAGAUUAUUCUGAAGACACUUCUGAUGCACGACUCAGUAACUUAAGACUGAUAAGCUUAGCUGUAUUAACCAGAAUAUAUAAUUAUUGAUCUUGAGGCUUAAGAUUUUAUAAUCAUAGAUCGAUUUUAAAAUGCACCGGAAUAAUUGCAAAUCGGGAAUGUAUUUCCGGUGUAGUGAGAAUUACUGACUGCUUAUUUCGCCGUACUGAAGCGUUAAAUAAGCAGAGCACUAAAUCUUUACAGUAUUCACAGAUUCUUGUACUUUAAUUUCUUUUCGUUGCAUCAGUUAUAUCAUCCUUCUCACUUAAAAAGCCUAACUAUGCGCGAUCUCUUAGCAGGGAUAACUAACCUACUUAAACACUGAUGUCUUAGUAACAAAGCUGAGAAGACAGCAAGACCCCUUGGACGAAAGGCUCGGCAAAAUAUGAAGCGAGGGCAAAUCUUAGCAGAUAACGACAUUGGCUGAUUUCAGAGAAAGCAACCAAGUUUAAACUCUGAAUUCACCCGGGGGGGUACUCCUGGGAAUUCUUGGUGGGGGUGUGCUGCCCGGCUCCUCAAAUCCUGACCCGAUUUCAGACAAAAAAAUGUAAUUUUCCACACCCGUUUUCUGACUAGACCUCUAAAAUCCAUACCCGUUUUUAGACCUGGCCGUUAGGCAGAAAUUAUGUUAUCAUUACUUAGCCGUUAGAACGCAAACAAAAAAUUAUUCUGAAUCCAUUUCGAAUUCGCAUAUUUCUCUUUCUUUCUUACUCAUUUGGAAUUGAAACGACAAAUACGUUCAUACAUUCCGUAGUUCCCUCGAAAACCAUACCCGUUUUCAGACCAAAACGACCCAAAAACCCUAGCCGAUGGGGCGGUACAUAUCUGUAUGGCUUAUAUAAGGGAGUACUCCCCCCGGGGAAUUCACCCUUAAACAUUGUGCGCAAAUGAUUCUUCUUCCAACCAACAGCCAUCAAAACCCACAUCGGCAAGUUGAGACUGUUACUAAUUCAAAUUACCCAAAACGAUUAUGGUGAUUUUAAGCCUCACAAAGACAAAGUAUAUGGGUGGAGAUGACCAAUGUGUAGAUACAAGAUACGUCUCUAGUCACUAUAAAGAACGCGAGAGACGUCUUCAUUAGAACGUCUGGCUGUUAUGACGCAGUGCUUGUGGUCUUUGUGCUACACGAAUACCAUUUUAAGACGUCAGCUUGGAUCAGGCUUACGGUUCAGAAGUUAAAUUUUACUAAGACUUUUCUCUGGUUUAGACGCAGCCAAUGAGUAUGAUAAGUAAGUAAGAACACUUUAAAAAAAACAUACACCAGCUUUUCACAAGGGCAAGGAAAAAAUCGUUUUUGCUAGGUGCUGUUUGUCGUGAUAACAGGGCAUAUUUUGGACUGGCAUCGUCGUUUUAAACUGUUAACUCUCAAAAAUAACAAUUACUCCAGGGCAAAAACGAAAGGAACAGAGGUCUGUGUGGGGACACUUUCGCCAAUCGUACAUGUGCAUGCGCAAGGGAUUUUUUAAAUUUUGCGUAGUAAUUGCCAUUCCAAAGAGUGAAACGGUUCAAGUAUUCAUUUAGCACUAUCAGCAUAUUCUCAGUCUCACAGGAUGUCUUAAAGAAAGCCCCCUGCUGGAUGAUGUUUAAUCAACAUAGAAGACGGUAUAUAAAUAUUUAGGAAUGUAAGUGCGCCUUCCCUACAGACAUUUGAAUUGUCAACUUGCUUCAAUUAUUUUUAAGGGUUUUAUGUGGAAACUUUAUCGUUAAAACAGCAAAAUUGAUAUUAAACAGAAAAAUCACACUCUUAUUUUUUCUUUAGAUCUUUCUGGAGCUAACGUGUUCCAAUCUAUUUAUUUUGGUGGCAAGUUAUUUAUUGUAUUGGUCUUUUGUACUUUUGUUUGAAGUCAUUUGUGCCCUGUUGCCCUCAAAGACAGACACUUUAUUGCUUAU
Messenger RNA from Porites lobata, 4824 nucleotides. The record is from the annotation of a GenBank genome assembly. Lineage: Eukaryota; Metazoa; Cnidaria; Anthozoa; Scleractinia; Poritidae.